Messenger RNA from Sphenostylis stenocarpa, 246 nucleotides. The record is from the annotation of a GenBank genome assembly. NCBI's taxonomy places the organism in Eukaryota, Viridiplantae, Streptophyta, Magnoliopsida, Fabales, Fabaceae.
AUGGCAGGUCAAGAAAUGAGAGGUGCUGAUUGUGGCCCUCCUGAUAUGAUAUGCGCUGUCCCGGCUUUUUGGGUAGGUUUACUGUAUGAUGAGAUUUCACUACAGAAUGUUGUAGAUAUGUCGUUGGCCAGCACUCUUCUUCGAAAAGAUGUGCUGAAGUGGGCAAAGGAUGGAUUGGACAGAAGAUGCUUCAAUGAAUCUGUCUUCUUGGAUCCAUUGAAGGAAGUGGCUGGGACAGAUAUCUAA